AUGGUGGAAGCCUUCCGUGGCUGCCCGUAUACACAGCCACAUGUGAGUCAACUGAACCAGGCUCCAGACGGCAGCCUCGCCGUUUCCCUAGGAACACACGCUUCAUUGCUAUCCAGUUCCAUGAUGCAGUAUCCUGCGGAGCGGCUGUUCCAGUGCGUCGUAGGGAACGAGCGGCAACCCGCCGCCAUGCCCCCGAGGCGAAGUUGCCACCAGCGUUGGUACCAGCGGGACGAAUACGUCCAUAGAGGGUCCCGGGUGGCAAAAGUGACCGUUGCCAGUCCCGUUUGUUUUGUCCAAUCGAGGCCGCCGAUGAAGCAGUACUCCCAGGACCGGAUAAAGUCUUGGGCGCGAUGUACCAUGACCAUACCCGCCGUCAGCAUGCUUGGGGAAAAGGUAACGCCGAUGGUGUCUGGUCCAUGA
This is a messenger RNA of Pyricularia oryzae 70-15, 420 nucleotides long. RefSeq lists its product as uncharacterized. Lineage: Eukaryota; Fungi; Ascomycota; Sordariomycetes; Magnaporthales; Pyriculariaceae. The transcript has 2 exons. The record is from RefSeq and is a predicted model, not a curated record. The coding region runs from base 1 to 420 and encodes 139 amino acids.